AUGGCAUCAUUUACUACUGAGACCGCCGCCGUGAUCCUCCCUGGGUCGACCAUCCUGGUGACCGGGGCCAAUGGCUACCUGGGCUGCCGCUUCUCAAACACGUUGAUCGAGCGAGGCUACCGAGUCCGUGGCGUAGUGAGAGACAAGGAAAGGUGCCAGCACAUUCAGGACUUUUUUGACCAAAAGUACGGAGCCAAGGGCCAGUUUGAGCUGUUCGAAAUUCCCGACCUGACCAAGCAGGGGGCCUUUGGCGAUGCCGUGAAGGGAUGCGCUGGCCUCGUCCACUUCGCCGUAGACAACGGCUUCUCCCCCGACCCCACCGUCGUCGUGGACGGCUCCGUCGCCCUUACUCUCCGCGCUCUCGAGGCAGCGGCCUCCGAGCCUGGCCUGCGUCGCUUUGUCCUCACAUCGUCCUACAUCACGGCGUGCCAGUACCGCAUGAACGAGGCCUACGAGGUCACGCAAGCCAGCUGGAACGACGACUACGUCGAAAAGGCCUGGGCGCCGCCGCCCUAUAACGGCGACCGCUCGCUCUAUGUCUACGGCGCCGCCAAAGUGCAGUGCGAGCGGGCCAUGUGGCGCUUCGUCAAGGAGCGGGCACCGUCUUUCGUCGCCAACGCCGUGUUGCCCGACUUCGUCACGGGCCCAUCCAUGCCACAUGCCAAGCCCAACGUCGGCCCAAUGUCCUUCGCCCUCGAGGCGCUAUGGGACGGCGGCGAGGCCUGGAAGUUCCUGGGCCCACAGUGGAUGGUCGAUGCCGAGGACGCGAGCCUGCUGCACCUCGGCGCGCUGCUACACCCCGGUUACCAAGGGGAGCGCAUCCUCGGUUGCGCGCACCGCAAGAGCUGGGGCGACUGGAUCAGACGACUGAGGGAGAUGUAUCCACAGCACUCGUUCCCAGAUGCUCCAGAGAAGGAGGACGAGAACUUGGAGAGUAUUGUGGACCGGCCCAGGGCCGAGGAGCUCUUGAAAUGGCUAGGGAGGGAUGGAUUCCGGCCCAUGCAGGAUUCGAUGAAGGACGCGUUCGACACCAUGGCCAAACGGGGGCGGGGGGGAGAUGAUGCAUAA
This is a messenger RNA of Colletotrichum orchidophilum, 1068 nucleotides long. Its product is annotated as aldehyde reductase. NCBI's taxonomy places the organism in Eukaryota, Fungi, Ascomycota, Sordariomycetes, Glomerellales, Glomerellaceae. The transcript is spliced from 3 exons. Gene Ontology annotation, molecular function: oxidoreductase activity, acting on the CH-OH group of donors, NAD or NADP as acceptor. Bases 1 to 1068 code for a protein of 355 amino acids. The record is from RefSeq and is a predicted model, not a curated record.